GUCUGCGAAGUGACGCACGAAUUUCGCAUCGGUACAGCAAUGCUAAGCUAAAGUAACAGUAGGCGCGUGUCGUAGGUUCUUAUUUUAACACCUUACCUGUCAAAUAAACCGUCCUGGCCCGCGUGGAAGACCUCGUUACACUUUUCUCGCAUUUGUCUGGGAUGUAUAAAUGGAUAGUUGACUCCAUUUCGUCGUUGUUUGAGCCCAUAUCGAGCCAAAACACACCAGACUUACCCGGGGAAAGUAUCGAUUGCGAGGAGGAAUUCACUCGAACCUGCGUGAAAGCUGCUGGACAACGGCUGGGUAGCAGCGCGAGACCGGCAAAACGGAACUAUCAGAGUGUUUACGUCACAGAGGAUUUCUGCCAGAGCGACCAGAUAGAAGCGAAAAGACGAAAGCGAGAUGUAGUGAUCACCUUUGUGAAGAAGACUUUUGCUGGGGUGACCCGUCUACUCAGGCUACAUAAACCUCCUACAUCCCAGUGUGAGAAACGGAAUGGAUAUGAAGGGUGGCAGCCUGUCACUCUGAUGGGUAUUGAUGAGCUUCAGAUGUCAUGGCUCCACAGUACUGAGUCUGGAAUGGAUAAGGCAGUGAGUGGGUUCAAUGAGAAGAGCGGGAAUAAUCCCUUUCAGAGCUCCUUGCCUCCCUUAAUGAGGAAAUACAGUGGGACGGCUCUUACUGCAGGGCUACCAGACAGAGGGAGGGACAAGGAGAGGAGAGGCUCUCUCCAGCUGCUGCCUUCCAGACCAGUGUUCAGGGUGGGGACUGCUAACCCUGACCUGAUGUGCUCUGCCACUGGACACAACCGCUGCUCUAAACCAAGUCUUACUGUCGAAGAGGCCAUAAAACAGAAUGACAAGGAGCACUACAGGCGCUUAUUGGAAACAGUGAGAGAAAAAUACAGCAAAAGUCAACCUCUACCCUUUAGUCAAACAAAACCACAAGAUGAAUUGCUCUCACAGGUUAGCCACAAAACUGAAGCCUCUGGAAAAUCUUUUGAUUCUGUGUCCUGGAGAGUGGGAAAUCCAGCUGCGCCAAACGUGUUCACACACAGAAACAUGUCAGCCACUACAAACAGGUGGGGGAGCUUGACCUUAGGUAAAUCAGUCACUGGAAGCUUUGAAGACACACACCCUGUUAGAUGUGCAAAGGCUAAACAAACGGCAGAGCUGGACCUUUCUGCAGAAGUAGCUACACGGCUGACUUUAGUGGACAGAAGUUCUUCUGCUGGGAGCAUUUAUGACGCACAACCUUUAUACACAACAUAUGCAAGACACAGUGAUGAAGACUUACCAAGGCUGACCAGGGAAAUGGCAGCAGAGGUGAGUGGAGCUCUAACCCAAAGUGAUCCCAACCGGGUUUUAAGUUCCGCUUUCAAGCUGCGAAUCACACAACGAGACCUGGCCACGCUGCAGGAAGGAGGCUGGCUCAAUGAUGAGGUUAUAAACUUCUAUCUUUCCCUGAUCAUGGAGCGCUCCUCCGGAGAGCCGAGCAGGCUGAAGGUGUACUCCUUUAGCACCUUCUUUUUCCCCAAGCUGCGGGGAGGAGGGCAGGCUGGAGGGCAUGCUGCUGUGAAGCGCUGGACUAAGACUGUCGACCUUUUCCUGUUUGAUCUCAUUCUGGUUCCUCUGCAUCUUGGUGUUCACUGGGCAAUGGCUGUUAUAGAUUUCAGGUCAAAAACAGUGAAAUCAUAUGACUCGAUGGGUCAGAGACACGAUGACAUCUGCAGUCUACUUUUACAUUACAUUAAGGAGGAGCACAAAGCAAAAAAAGGCAAAGAACUGGACAGUGCCAAAUGGACGAUUGGGAGCCUAAAGGCCUGUGAAAUUCCCCAGCAGAAAAACGGGAGCGACUGCGGUGUUUUUGUUUGUAAAUAUGCAGACUUUAUUGCAAAAGAAAAGUCCUUCACCUUUAAGCAGUGCCACAUGCCUCUCUUCAGGAAAUUAAUGAUUUGGGAGAUCCUCCAUCAGAAGCUGCUAUAAAGGGUUGCACUGAAAAGGUCCUUUCAGUGGGAUCAUCAGAUUUGUACACGGAUGUCAUGAAGAAUGAAUGGACCAAAGAGUUGGACUUGACUGGUUGAAAUUUCAUCCAAGAACAUACAAGCAAAACACUAGUCUUAAUAUUAUGUUUGUCUCUUCCCAUGAUGGGGACAUUAAACACCAUUAUCUGAAUGAAUUAGAGAUUCUUGCCGCGUGGUAAUGGGUUGCGCAAACUUUGGCACUACUGACUGAAUGAAUGGCUUUUUAUUGACUUAGUUCAAGUUAAUGUUCUGCCAUAAUGUGUUGCUAAAAGUGCCUUUAGCCCUCUAACACAUAUUUUAAGUGUGCGUAAGAUAUUUGGGAUAAUGUUUAGAUUUUUGAGCUCAGAGGAGCCAGACUCACAAGUCAAUAAAUACAAUUGCUGCAGUUCACUGGUGUUGCUUUCUAAUUGUUUUCCUUCCAGGAAAGUUAAAGUGGAAGGAAAACAAUGACAUUACAAAAGAUUAAAUACUUUUAUGUUAGACAGACGGUGAAACUUUGGAGACACUUGAUGUUUGGAUGUUCAUUUCUGAAUAAAAAGCAUGACUGAGAGCUUAACAUUUAUUUAUUAAUUUUCUGGAUGAGAAAUUGCUUUGUGUGUAAAUGUUUGUAUAAAGUUGUACUUCCAAAACA
Messenger RNA from Oryzias latipes (Japanese medaka), 2651 nucleotides. It is a transcript of the gene senp2, whose product is annotated as SUMO specific peptidase 2. The record is from RefSeq and is a predicted model, not a curated record. Gene Ontology annotation, molecular function: deSUMOylase activity. Gene Ontology annotation, cellular component: nucleus. Lineage: Eukaryota; Metazoa; Chordata; Actinopteri; Beloniformes; Adrianichthyidae. Gene Ontology annotation, biological process: proteolysis; protein desumoylation.